UUCCGCCCGGGGUUGUUACGUGAGCCACCUGACAGCUGAGUGCGCGUGCGCCCGAAAGCCCAGGCGCCCUUCGCCUCUUUCGGCGGGCAUGGCGCUGCUGUUGCUGCUGCUGUCUGGCCGGCGUUGCUGCGGCGGCGGCGGCUUGCUUUUAGGACUUCGCCGACCUCCUGUACCCGCUGCAUCCCUUCACCGGGCUUUACGCCCACCGGAGCCUCCCCCGUGGCCGGCCCUGAGACUUCCAGUGUGCCGUUUUUCUUCAAAAGCAAACUCAAACAAGCUUACCUCUGCUUUGGUUUCAAAAAUCAAAUACCUGAAUCAGAAGUAUGAAAGAUAUUUGGAAAGGAGAUUCCCACGUUUCUAUCAGCUGUAUUCAACAUUUUUAAAAGGCUUACAGGUUUUCUUUUCAGAAGCAAAAGAAAUAAGAAAAAUAAAGGCAGAUAUGUCAAAUAAAAACAUCCAGUUCCAUCAACUUCCAUACAGGGAAAUGGAGAGACUAAGACAGUUUCGCAGGGAUCUUAUUAAAGCCAUUCCUGUUGGGAUUCUCUCUCUUCCACCCUUCGCCAACUAUUUCGUUCUUUUGCUUAUGUAUUUAUUCCCAAGACAGCUCUUAAUACGCCACUUCUGGACUCCUAAACAACAAGCUGAGUUUCUGAACACUUACCACAAUAUGAGGAGGGAGGCAUAUACUGAAGUGAUUGAUGGACUAACACAUCUAUCUCACUUCCUAGAUGAUCCUCAGCUUCGCCAACGGAUGCUCUAUCUCUGCGAAAAGGUUCAGGAAGGAUUUCAUCCAGAUGUAACAGAACUUAAAGCUGUGAGGACUUUAUUUGUGGGGCAUCCCUUUGGUAUCCAACAACUCACGGUUCAGCAUGUGAAAGUUCUCAGUCGUGUUUUGUUCCUGACGCCUCGCCUGCCGUCUUUCUUCCUGAGAAAUCGCUUGAGGAGCCAUCUCUCUGAGCUGCAUUAUUUGGACCAAGCAAUGGUGAAGCUAGGAGUAAGCCAGCUGACUAAAGAAGAAGUGCAAGCAGCGUGCUAUACCCGUGGCUUGAAUUCCGUUCAUCUUGAUCCAGAUGAUUGUAGGGUUUGGUUGAACCAGUGGCUAUCACUCUCCUGUUCACUAAGAGAAUCCGCGGGGGAGGUUACAAAUGGUGAUCACGUGCAACUGUCAAGCACAGUUAUCAAGUGCCUGAAUUUUGAUCAUCUGACUGGGGAUGCUGCAACAGUCGUGUGAAAACCGGUCAUCAAUCACUUUUUCAGUGCUGUUAUAACUUCAAAUCAUAACUGAAUGGUUGUAAGUUUGAGGACUAUUUGUAUCCGUAUAUAUUGUCAGUGGAGUUCUUGGAAUGCUUUAUCUCAUCUUAUCUAGUCUCCAUUUAACUGUUUCAAUUUUGUGUGCAUAGUAUUUAAGAUGGAUCAUUAUAACAUUUAACUUGGGCUAGAUGAUAUCCUGCACUUUUGAGUGCUCUUCUGCUUUAGUUUAAUAAAUGACACAAAAUGAAAAUUUCAGUUUCCAUUUUUAAUAAAAUCUAAGGCUUCUGACCAGAUGAAAGUAUUCAAAGAUCAAAAUCCCAAGUGAAGAACCCAGUUAAGGAGAACUUAGCUUAUUUUGGUGUCUUUUAUGCCCUCCUAUCUCAUUAAUAUGUUCUCUGAUCAUUUGUCCCUGAUCUCCAUUUUUCUUCAUGUCUUAUUUAAUCUUAUAAUAGUGUUUUUUAAAAAAGGAAACUCGUUAUAUGUUCGAUUGCCAGUUUGACCCUAUGUUUUUGGAUAUGUGAUACUUUGUAUGGCAAUACAAACUCAAAAAAACAGAAGAAUUUCAGUCAUUUACACUCUUAAAAGUUGUUAAAGGAGAGGAGUAUACAACACAAAAAAUAAAGGUUGGCUGAAAAAUAAGAACUAAUACUUCUGUAGGCUUGGUUAUACAGAGGAUAAAAACUAGUCACAUUUUAUUUCUUGAAAUACAGUCCACAUUCUUGUUAAGGGAGGUAUAAAGUGGUUAAGUCUUUUUUAAAAAAUAGAUGUAAAUAAUUUAACUGUGAAAGGCAUCUAACUGAAAUAGUUUGAAGCAGUAUACCAGUAUCAUGAAGAAAAAAACUCAACCGUAGCUGAUCCCCACAAAAGUUUUAACUAAUUCAAAUAUACUACUUUGGGGGCAACAUGGGCCAUUUCUCUAUUUAAUGAGUAUCAAAUUGUGGUGGGAAUUUGUCAUGUCAGAAGUUGUGAUGCUGCUACAAAUAAAAGUUAAUAGAAACAAAUGGACCGAUGCAUUGCAAGGAGGCGGGGGGGGGGGAGGGGAAACAGAGAAGAUUGUUGUAAAUAGAAAAAUACCUAGACUGUAAUACCAGGAAAGAUGAGUGUCCUGGCAGUAAAAAUAGUGAAGUUCUUAACUGUAAAAACAUAGCAAAAUUAAAAUUGUGCUUAACCUUCUGAACCAAAAUAAUUUAUGUUUAAAAUGAAUGGGCUUUCUCAGAUUUAUUGAGGAUGCAGUAAAUGAAGCAGGUAAGUCUUGUUCUUCCUAAUCUUCCAGAAGGGGUCAUUCUAAACGGAGGUUGUCUCCUUCCCAUUUCUAUGUCAGAACAGCUGUUUGCAAUCAAAAUUAACAGUGUUAAAAUGUUUAUGAAUAUAAUCCAGUGCAAUAGAAAGCUAUUAUUUUUUCAGAUUCUGAGACGUCGCUCUUGGCACAUGCGAUGGUUUUACUUUCUACCAACUUUACUCCUUCCUCUAAGAGCUAACCGGAAACAACCCCUUCCUGGAUUAUUGAAUAUAUGUUGUAUAUUGACUUUUGGCUGAACCAGAAAGGGGAAUACAUUUUCUUUUCACUGACUCAAAAAAAAAAAAAAAAAGAAAAGAAAAGAGGGGAGGUGGGGGUGGAGAGGCAAGAAUGCAGCAGAAGAAACUCCAGUGAAUUUGUUAGUGUAGAGGUGACACUAGAAGAAACAUUGAAAAAUGAAUAAAAUUACCCCACUUUUGGGGGAAUUUUGAGAGAAGACCAUUGCUAAGCUAGCACAACAAAAUACCUCUGCAGUAUAUUUCACCAACUUUGCAUUUAAGCCUGGUUCAGUGAUGACCACACAGGCCCCUUUCUUGGAUUGUCAGAGUAUAAUGCAGGGUUGUUCAGACUUGUCAGUCCAAAGUCUUGUAGCUAAUGCUUGAAGCAAACUCUUCUGCUGGAAAGAAACAUCUACUCCUUCAAAUGGCUACAAUGAAGUUGGUUUCAUGUUAGCCAGGAAGCCGUGCAAAUAUAAAAAAGAAUGAAUAGUUGCAGAAUACACAUUCUGCAGAACACAAUGCAGCUUAUUUGCUAAAUGUACACUAUUACCACUUUCUAUGAUUUCAGUCUUGCCAGCUAAAGGGGAGGAGAUCCACAUGUCUUAAUGUUUGCUUCUUCCAUCCCUUUUGUCUUAAAAUGUUCCAGGGACUGUAUUUCUCUCCAGUUGCAAUUGUUAAGAAGGAAUAGGAUGGAAAUAUGAAAGAGGCCAGUAUUGAAGCCUCUCUCCAUUUGGCUGUAUUACCCACACCCACAGACACAUACAUAUCCCUUUUCUCCUUUUUGAUGCUGAUUUUGUAGGACUUAGUGGUAAAGGCCCAAGGCUGCAAAAGACUGGGAGGGCACAGCUGAGAUAGCACAGUUCACUCCUAUCAAAAGGGAAGACUCAAUCUUCUGUGGUCUCUCAGGAGCCAUAAGAUUGCAGGGUUGUUUUUUUGUUUUUGUUUUUAAUUAUGAAGCGUAGCAGACUUGAAAAAUCCUUUUGGGGGUGGGGUGGGAAGGAGAGGAUAAAAAAAAAAAAGACUGCAUGUUGUAUACCAGAAGCUGGUAUUCUGGAUGGAAUGUGUAAGCUGAGGAAGUCUCUAUUUGAGCUAAUCAUAAAAUGUGUGAGAAAUUUGUAUAUUACGUGUAUUUUAUUUGAAAGAUAAAUGUUUACCAUUAAAGAUGGCAAGAUGGCUAACAGUAAAAAAUGAUCAAUCUUUUAAUUGUGGAGUCUUGAAGUCAGUCUAUUAACAUAUCACUAUUAUGACUCCUCUUGAGUACCCGAGCUUGAGUAAUAAAUUACUGGAGCCACUAAA
Molecule: messenger RNA, 4062 nt
Organism: Crotalus tigris (Tiger rattlesnake)
Lineage: Eukaryota; Metazoa; Chordata; Lepidosauria; Squamata; Viperidae
Gene: LETMD1
Product: LETM1 domain containing 1
Exons: 9
Coding region: 89-1231 (380 amino acids)
Biological process (GO): intracellular monoatomic cation homeostasis
Cellular component (GO): mitochondrial inner membrane
Molecular function (GO): ribosome binding
Source: RefSeq, a predicted model, not a curated record